AUGUCCUUAAUAAAAAGCCAAGAAGCUUAUAGUUCUAUAAGCAUUGACGAACCCUUUAGGAAUUUCGAUAGGAUUUUAUCAUCAGGUAGUGUGCUUAUAGUGAAUAUAGUUUAGCUAAGAUUCAUUCUGAAAAGACUUUGAAUUUUAUCUCUUAUGCAAUAUCUGCUAGAAAAUUUUAUACAUUACUAAUUGAAGUUAUUGUAGAGAGUUAAAUGUAGCUGGAUAUUGUCAAGAGAUAAGUAUAUUGA
Molecule: messenger RNA, 248 nt
Organism: Paramecium octaurelia
Lineage: Eukaryota; Ciliophora; Oligohymenophorea; Peniculida; Parameciidae
Source: the annotation of a GenBank genome assembly